CGCUAGCUGUCAAAAGAAACAGUUUGUUUGCAUUCCACACGACGAAUGCACGGAGUGCGCGUUGAUUUCCUGCAGCAAAUUGAACAGUGAGUCUGUAACACCAUGGCGUCUUAUUCACAACAUGAUAAAGAUACCGGCAAAAUAUACCGAUUUCGAGAUAAGCUGGAGAGCAAAUUUAACGCGGAGUUUGAAGCAGAACAAAAAUUGAUACGAUUACAGCGGGAACAAGAAGCAAAAGAAAGGUUAGCAAACGAACUACUGAUGACCUGCGAAGAUGAAGAUCCAACCAUUAAUCCCGACAGUGCAACGAUCGCGGACGUGAUGAAGAUGCUGAAAACUGUGUCUCGCAAGAUCGGGCAGCUUUGUGGAAAGCAGGACACCUUUCAGAAGGAAGUGUGCGAAGCAAAGCACCGCGUGCUAAAGCUAGAAGCAAAAAUGAACACAACGCUUUCGAUGACGGAAAAGGUGAAGGACGAAAUGCUGGCUAGAUAUUGGACACCGGAGCAGGACGAUCCCCCAGAGCCCGGGUUUGAGUUUCGUGCCGUAAGCAACGAGCAAGAGAUGAACGAUCUCGACCAAAGGCUGGCCACGGACGAGGCGUUCUGCAGGAACCUCACCAACUGGCUGAAGGCGAAGAUAAGUUUACAGAAACCCUUCCGCCGAAUGCUGCAUGCGUUGGAUCUGGUUUUCGAGCGGGAGUUUCUGAUGUUAUGUAGCUGGAAGGGACGAAGCAAAUCAGGGCCCAAAAUUGCCAUAUGUGAGCAAAGGUACAUCGUGGAGCUGUUUCGGGUGGUGGGAAGUAAUCGCUGUACUACUAUUACGGACAAAAUUGUAGCAAAGUUCUUUGUAAGGAAACUAACGCGCAAUACGCUACGACCCAGCGUGAGAAGAGCCGCUCCGUAUAAUUUGCCCAGCAGACGACGCCAAAAGAACUCCGAUCCGCUCGCUCUGGAUACCGAUUUCAGUCGGUAGAUGUAGUCUUUUGGAGAUUGCUUUUGGUAUGAAUUAAUCUUUUGCUGUUGUAUGUACAGAAGCACAAAAACAAUGCAAGUAGGUGCAACUGGCUCGUAUAUGGCUUAUGAUUAAAAGACAUGUUAUUAAUCGUUUCGAAAUAAUAAAUAAGGAACUGAAUAUAAAUACUGAAAAUACUUAUAGCUCAAUUUCUAGUUUACUGCAUCGGGUAAAACAUCAGAGGUGGAAGGUUUUAUUCUAUCACUUAAUUGAUUUUUUAGUUACGCUCGUUUCUAUGAAGGUGUUUAAACUCCAGGAAAAGCACAAAUGUUCAUGUGUAAGCAUGUAGCGACGUGUGAGUGUGUGUUUGUGUGGAAAGUGUUUUGAAAAUCCUUUGCGAGCUGUCAAACGACACAGUUUGUUUACAUUCAACACGACGAAUGUACGGAGGAUGCGUUGAUUUCCUACAGCAAAUUGAAACAGUGAAAUAGUGUACACCACCAUGGCUUCCCAUCGUGAUAAAGAGACUGGCAGAAUUUAUCUACUUCGUAAACGGAUUGAGGAUCAAUUCGACCAGGAGUUUGAAGCAGAACAAAGAUUGUUACGAACGCGACGUAAGUUCAUCUGUCGGGCGCGCUCGAACGAGACAAACGUAUAUUAUGUAGCAUUUGAUUUGCUUUAGGGGAACAGGAAGCAAAAGAAAGGUUAGCAAUCGAACAAAUGAUGACCUGCGAAGAAGAGGAUACAAACGUUAAUCCCGACAAUGCAACGAUCGCGGACGUGAUGAAGAUGCUGAACACUGUGUCUCGCAAGAUCGAGCAGCUUGCUGGGAAGCAGGACAGCUUCCGAAAGCAAGUAAGCGAAGCAAAGCACCGCGUACUAAAGCUGGAAGCAAAACUGAACUCAACGCUUUCGAUGACGGAAAAGGUGAAGGACACGUUGAUGCCUAAAGGCAUGGCAACGGAAGUCAUUCCCCCAGAGCCCGGGUUUGAGUUCCGUGCCGUAAGUAACGAGCAAGAGCUGAACGAUCUCGACCAUAGGCUGGCCACGGACAAUGCGUACAGGAGGAAUCUCACCAACUGGUUGAACGCGAUGAUAUUGAACUCGGAUUCCGACCGUCGAUUGUAUGAAGCGAUGGAGGUGAUUUUCACGCGCGAGUUUCUGCCGUUGUGCAGCUGGAAGGGGCGACUGAAUCGCAAAAUUGCCAUGUGUACGCAAACGCACAUCAUGGAACUGUUUCGGGUGGUGGGAAGUAGUCGCUUCACUUCUAUAUCGGCCGCAUUUGUGGCCAAGUUUUUUCAGAAGAAACUGCCGCACGCCAAGACGCGACUCAGCCAGAAAAGUUAUAGACCCCAUGAAUGCAAUAAGAAAUCCAGAGUAUGCGACGCGAACUCAGAUCCGCUCGCGGAGUAGAUUUAGCUGGAACAUAGGAGGGGGUCUAAUGUUUAAUGUACAGAAGCAAGUAGCUUGUAAGUGGAAGAGGAAUUAAAAUCACUUCGAAAUAAUAAAUAAGGAUUUGAAUACAAAUGUUAGGAAAAA
This is a messenger RNA of Anopheles gambiae (African malaria mosquito), 2490 nucleotides long. RefSeq lists its product as uncharacterized. The transcript has 2 exons. NCBI's taxonomy places the organism in Eukaryota, Metazoa, Arthropoda, Insecta, Diptera, Culicidae. The record is from RefSeq and is a predicted model, not a curated record. The coding region runs from base 103 to 972 and encodes 289 amino acids.